AUGAACCUUGUCGAGCGCAGCAACAAACGUCACCUGACGACAGUGCGCAAACCCGCGGUCGUUGAUACGAGGAAAGGCUGUUCGGUGAACGAAGUCACCAGCGGCUCCGAUUCCAGCACCGACGUGCGAUCGUGCAAGACCGUUUACAGAAAUCGAUGCAAGAAAUUCGUGGUGUCCGACACCUCCACGAGCAUCGCCCCGUUUUCCGACUCGGCCAAAGAUGAUCGCGAACCGAUCGUCCGUAAACGUCUGUCCGAGAGGAGGGACGAGAAAGGAGAUCUUUCGUUCCUGGACACCGACGCGGACUCGCGGAAGGAGAACGACGAGUCGUCGACGAAGACGCGGAAGAAGAAGAAGAGAAGAAGGUUCUUAACGAUAUGCACGAGCAACUGCAAAUACGAAGCGGUGAGACGCGUGGCGGCGCGCUUCGGGAUGAAGGAGGUGACCGAGGACAGCAGCUGGAAUCUCUACUGGACGGAUCUCAGCGUGAGCGUGGAACGAGCGAAGGACAUGAAGAGGUACCAGAAGGUCAAUCACUUCCCGGGGAUGACGGAGAUAUGCAGGAAGGACCUGCUCGCUCGAAAUUUAAAUCGCAUGCUUAAGCUCUUCCCGAAGGACUACAAUUUCUUUCCGAAGACCUGGUGUUUCCCCGCCGACCACGGAGAAGCCAUAGCCUACGCGAAACUGAGACGCUCGAAAACGUUCAUUGUUAAGCCCGACACGGGCUGUCAGGGACGCGGGAUUUAUCUGACGAGGAACUUGAAAGACAUCAAGCCUACCGAGCGCAUGAUCUGCCAAGUGUACGUGGCCAGGCCAUUUCUGGUGGACGGAUACAAGUUCGACCUCCGAAUUUACGCGCUGAUUACCUCCUGCGAUCCCCUCAGGGUGUACGUGUACAACGAUGGCCUCGUGAGAUUCGCCACGAGUCGUUACAAGGAACCCACGGGACACAACACGUCCAACGUGUUCAUGCACUUGACGAACUACGCCGUCAACAAGCACAGUCGAAUGUACGUGAUCGACGACGAAAUCGGUAGCAAAAGGAAGAUAUCGACCCUGAACAAGUGGUUGAUAAUGAAGAACGUCGACGUGGACGACCUGUGGCACAAGAUCGACGAGAUCAUUAUCAAAACGAUCCUCGCGGCCUAUCCUAUUCUCAAGCACAGCUAUCACACGUGUUUUCCCACCCACGACAAAACAUACGCGUGCUUCGAGUUGCUGGGCUUCGACGUGCUGAUCGACUGGAAACUGAAGCCGUACCUUUUGGAAGUUAAUCACUCGCCGAGCUUUCACACGGACGCGCAAAUCGACAAGGACAUAAAGGAGGGCUUGCUGAUGGACACGUUCGAGAUGCUGAACUUGCAGCAGUGCGACAAGAAGAAGAUCAUCGAGGAGGACAGGAAGAGAGUCAGGGAUCGACUGCUUCAAGGAGUGACCUCAAAGGACGGCAGUUCGAACGACUCCGCCCUUGGUACGACGAAGCUGGACAAACCAGAGGAUUACCUGCACAGACAAUUCAAAUGGGAGGACGAGCACAUGGGCAAUUUCCGUAGAAUCUACCCGUGCGUCGACAGCGAAAAGUACCAGCUGUUCUUCAAGCAGAACAGCGUCUCCGUGUUCCAAGACACGGUGGCGUCGAGGGCACGGGAGGAAGCGUCGAGGAUCCAAAAGGAGGAGAACGAGACGAGAAUCAGGGAACAGGACAGCAAGAAGGUCACGGCUAAAUGGAGCGACUCUAAAUUACACUCCGAGAGUCUAAACGUAGCGAACUCGGCAGCUUCCAGCAAUCAGCAGAGAAACAGGUCUGCGACCGCGACGAAGAAGCGCUUACCUCCUACGAACGUGAAGAACGAGACCUCGUUACCCGCGACGAACACCUUGUACUCGUUCGAGCCGGAGAUCAUCUGCGAAUCGGAGGAAAGGGAGCGCGUGACGGCGCUGGCUCAAAGGGAUUUCCUGAUCAAGAGUUACGGGAUGCUGGAGCAGAUCUACAUGGCGAUGAAGAGGAACGGCACUUUGCGAGCCAAUGACGAGAAGAAGUACGGGCUUUACGGGAGGCUCGGUUACGCGGAUAAUGCGAGCAAGAGCGCGACCCUGUGCAGACACAAGUGCCAUCGUCAUCAAGACGACGUGGAGGCCAGUCACUCGUCGCAGUAUUGCCUGAAAGCAAGUAAAGUGUUUGAUUUCGAAGUGACCUGCAACGAGGCACCCGUUUACGUUCGUCCGAAGAUACCGCGAAAAUUUUGGAUGGACGAGUUGAAUUCGAACGACCAAGCCGGCAGGAUCACCAAGGCUCACGUGGCACGCACCCUGUCCAACAUAGUGCGUCUGCACACCCUCGAACGACGGAGGGAGUUCGAUUUGUCGAAAUUGUAGAGAUUAUGGCACAAUGGACUACUUUGUAAUUCUCUGGAAAUAUCAAAAUUCUAUGUUACGUAAUGUAAAGAAAAGGAACGUUCUAGCCUUCUCCAAGCAGUGGCACCAUUUCCAAAACAAAACAAAACAUUUCGUGCGUCCGAAAUACAUGGACAAUCGAAUUUUGUAUUACGUUUAAUUGAUCCCUUUUUUUUUUUAUCGAUUUUGAUUCGUUGAAUGUUUAUUGUUUCUUAAAGAAAGCCGUUUGGCAAAUUACGUGCUUGCAAGACUCCCGCACUGAUAAAUAAAUAUUUGUUACGUAUUACUGUACUGCGAACAACGCAAAAGAAUAAAAAAAAAAAAAUCGCAAAAAUUCAUAAAACAUAAUUGUAUAAUUUAUUCGAAGUAAAAUUUAGUAUAAACGGAAUAUUUAAAACGAUACAAGAAAAAUAUAUUUCUACGAUAAACUUCGAUGAUAAAUAUAUUUAUAUAGAAAGAGGUGUUCAAGUUAUUCGUAUUUUUCAUUAAUUCAGAGGAGGGAAGAAUCGUGGUAUCGAGUCUUGAAACGUACCCUUCGAUGAGCGGAUGUUUCGCAGGGUAUACAUAAAAACAAUAUAAAAACCAACAUGGUAUGGAUUUGUUAUUUAAAGUGCCAUAUAAAUAUGUACAACGAGUGAACAUGUACACGCCGCAGAAAAAAAAAAGAAAAGAAAACUAGAAUAAUUCCGCACGCAUCAAUCGCGUAACGAAACGGUGAGAUACGCACGCCAAUUUGCAAUACAUGUAACAAUCUUUAUUGCUGAAUAUAUAUAUAUAUAUUCAGAGAUCACAUGAUAGAAAAUAAUGCACGAACAGUACUGUUCUGUGUAUUUCGUCAUUUCGAUUUUCUCUUGUUCGAACAUCCGCAGUGUAACGACGAGAAAA
Messenger RNA from Hylaeus anthracinus, 3279 nucleotides. RefSeq names its product tubulin polyglutamylase TTLL13-like. NCBI's taxonomy places the organism in Eukaryota, Metazoa, Arthropoda, Insecta, Hymenoptera, Colletidae. The transcript is spliced from 12 exons. Gene Ontology annotation, molecular function: tubulin binding; tubulin-glutamic acid ligase activity. Gene Ontology annotation, cellular component: cilium. Gene Ontology annotation, biological process: protein polyglutamylation; microtubule cytoskeleton organization. Bases 1 to 2376 code for a protein of 791 amino acids. The record is from RefSeq and is a predicted model, not a curated record.